Molecule: messenger RNA, 1341 nt
Organism: Rangifer tarandus platyrhynchus (Svalbard reindeer)
Lineage: Eukaryota; Metazoa; Chordata; Mammalia; Artiodactyla; Cervidae
Source: the annotation of a GenBank genome assembly
AUGGAAGCGAGCUUUGUCCAGACCACCAUGGCUCUGGGGUUGUCCUCCAAGAAAGCGUCUUCCCGCAAUGUGGCCGUGGAGCGCAGGAACCUGAUCACCGUGUGCAGGUUCUCCGUGAAAACCCUGCUGGAGAAGUACACAACGGAGCCCAUCGAUGACUCAUCCGAGGAGUUUGUGAAUUUUGCAGCCAUCUUAGAGCAGAUCCUCAGCCAUCGUUUCAAAGCCUGUGCCCCAGCAGGUCCGGUGAGCUGGUUCAGCUCAGAUGGGCAGCGAGGCUUUUGGGACUACAUCCGCCUGGCCUGCAGCAAAGUGCCCAACAACUGUGUGAGCAGCAUCGAGAACAUGGAAAACAUCAGUACCGCCCGGGCCAAGGGCCGGGCAUGGAUUCGGGUGGCACUGAUGGAGAAGCGCAUGUCAGAAUACAUCACCACAGCCCUGCGGGACACUCGGACCACCAGACGCUUCUACGACUCAGGAGCCAUCAUGAUGCGGGAGGAAGCCACGGUCCUCACUGGGAUGCUGAUCGGACUGAGCGCCAUAGACUUCAGCUUCUGCCUAAAGGGCGAAGUGCUGGACGGGAAGACCCCCGUGGUCAUCGACUACACGCCCUACCUAAAGUUCACUCAGAGCUACGACUACUUGACGGACGAGGAGGAGCGGCACAGCGCCGAGAGCAGCACGAGCGAGGACAACUCGCCCGAGCACCCGUACCUGCCGCUCGUCACCGACGAGGACAGCUGGUACAGCAAGUGGCACAAGAUGGAACAGAAGUUCCGCAUUGUCUACGCGCAGAAGGGCUACCUGGAGGAGCUGGUGCGUCUGCGCGAAUCGCAGCUGAAGGACCUGGAGGCGGAGAACCGGCGGCUGCAACUGCAGCUGGAGGAGGCGGCGGCGCAGAACCAGCGGGAGAAGCGGGAGCUGGAAGGCGUGAUCCUGGAGCUACAGGAGCAGCUGACAGGUCUGAUCCCUGGUGACCACGCUCCCCUGGCCCAGGGUUCCAAGGACCUCACCACACGCCUGGUCAACCAAUGGCCAUCACUGGGCACGCUCAGUGGGGCCGAGGGUGCCAACAACCCCAAGCUCUACCGGAGACACAGUUUCAUGAGCACGGAGCCCCUGUCUGCUGAAGCCAGUCUAAGCUCGGACUCCCAGCGCCUCGGAGAGGGCAAGCGGGACGAGGAGCCCUGGGGUCCCAUCGGGAAGGACCCCACGCCCUCCAUGCUGGGCCUCUGCGGCUCCCUGGCCUCCAUCCCCAGCUGCAAGUCCCUGGCGAGCUUCAAAUCCAACGAGUGCCUGGUGAGCGACAGUCCCGAGGGCAGCCCGGCACUGAGCCCCAGCUGA